AUGAUGGUAGACAGAUAUCGACGUUGGGCUAAGGCCCUUGGACAAGAGUUACUUAGGUACAGGAAAUUGGUAAAUCAAAAAAUUGGAGCAGGAUUAUUCAGGGGAGUUCCUGCUGUGGGAAAUGUUGGAAAGACAGGAUAUAAGCAACAGAGGCUAUAUCCUCUACUGCUUUCAUGUUCGGGUCGUUCUAGUUCUUUUCUUUCAAUAAGGAGAGUAUUCGAUGGUCCCAAGUGUAAUCUUCUGUCAGUCUUGUUACAAAGAGCUACCAUUACUCCAUCCAACAAGUCUUCAGUGUUCGAUAAGUUACACCGAUCGAGGAUUACAGAGUGUACAAAUACUGCAGUAAAGAAUAUCAAGAAAUCUUUACAAAGCACCAAUAUAAAACGUUCCGUAUCAUACGAAGCUGACUUGUUCAAAUUGAUGAAUGAGCAGAGAGUGACACGUGGUUCGUAUAUUGAUUUUGAACUACCCAGUUUAUCUACGCCAUUUGGAAAUGUUGCCUUUUUAAGUGAAACUAGCUUGAGUAGCUGGAAAUAUCAAUUAGCUAAAAUAGAUAAAAUUAGAAAAAUGGUAGAGCAAAUAUUCAACACCUACGGUUCAUUACCGGUCACAAAAUCUAAUGGUAAUAUACGAAUUCAUUUUACAAACUCCAGUGCUGUAGAGACUGAAAGGUUGAUUGCUGAUUUAGGUAUUACAGAAGGAAUCGUAUUUCCGGAUGACUAUUCUGAAAUAUUAUCCGGAUAUUCAUCAACGGAAAAUCUACAAGCUUAUCACUUUUCGCCCGUCCUCUCUGAAUGUAACUGA
This is a messenger RNA of Kazachstania africana CBS 2517, 804 nucleotides long. It is a transcript of the gene SPG5, whose product is annotated as Spg5p. The record is from RefSeq and is a predicted model, not a curated record. Gene Ontology annotation, molecular function: proteasome binding. The transcript has a single exon. Bases 1 to 804 code for a protein of 267 amino acids. Lineage: Eukaryota; Fungi; Ascomycota; Saccharomycetes; Saccharomycetales; Saccharomycetaceae. Gene Ontology annotation, biological process: proteasome assembly.